AUGAAAUUCACUCUCGGACUCAUAUUCAUCACAGCAUUGGCCACUUCAGUAUUAGCUGACAACUAUGCUAACUUCUUCACCGAUGAAAAUUGUAAUGAAGAUGGAUCAAUCGGAUUCGACAUGACCAAUCCGGGAUGUUUUUCACAACUCAAUAUGAAAUCAGUUUACAUCCCAAACAACGGUCCAUUCGCAUGGACCAGUAACUUCUGUUUGGUGAUGACCUAUGGUGACCAGACUUGCGGUUGUCAAAAUGAUUCUUAUGAAUUCAAAUCUUCGGGAUUUUGCCAUGUCCUUGAUGGGAAAGCACAAUCUUAUAGAUUUAUCAGCGGUAAAUGCGACGUCAACAACUGUUGA
Molecule: messenger RNA, 354 nt
Organism: Kwoniella shivajii
Lineage: Eukaryota; Fungi; Basidiomycota; Tremellomycetes; Tremellales; Cryptococcaceae
Exons: 3
Coding region: 1-354 (117 amino acids)
Source: RefSeq, a predicted model, not a curated record